This is a messenger RNA of Cadophora gregata, 1506 nucleotides long. RefSeq lists its product as uncharacterized. NCBI's taxonomy places the organism in Eukaryota, Fungi, Ascomycota, Leotiomycetes, Helotiales, Ploettnerulaceae. The coding region runs from base 1 to 1506 and encodes 501 amino acids. The record is from RefSeq and is a predicted model, not a curated record. The transcript has a single exon.
AUGCCUCUUAUUAGCGAAAUGCCCCGGGGAAGAGAGGCGGUUGAAACGUUUUCUGAUCCCUCACCUCUGCUACUCGCCAAACGAACGGAAGGCGUAAGUCUCAGUUCUGAGCAGGAUCAGAUUGAGGGUCAGGAUCGUCAUCGCGGGUACGAUCACCAACACUUUGAGGAGUUCGACCAGGACGAGUGUUUGGAUAGCGAUAUGGAAGGCUCGAUAUUGCAUCGGCCCAGGCCGAAGAAGGUAGUCAAGACUCCAGUUCUGCCACAGAGGAGCGAGAAGAGAACUUCAAAAAUCUUAGACAAUGUCUUGCUGGAACUGAAGAAUAUCAAUGGCUCUUUGGCGAAGGAGAAUGAUAUUUCCAGGCUGGACCAGGAGGAUCCUCACGAAUUGUAUCUGUCCAGCGAGGAAGACGCUUCACUAUCAGACGACUACGAAGAUACCGAUUCAUUACUGGAUUUCGAAGAGACAUAUUCGGAAGACGAGAAUGGAGGAUCGUCAUCUCGAGCUUCAAGUAGGAGGUCAGAAGAGAUCACAGCGACAGCGGUAUCGUUCAUGGUUGUCAAGCCUCACAUAGUCGAAAUCCACAUCCCAUCCAACCACACCGCACCAGUCACACCGGCAGAUGAGAAGCCCGACUCAAUGGAUGCUGCUCUCCCCACCAUCACCACCAAAGCACCAUCUCCAGCUCCUCAGGUACGACCAGCGAUGCGGAGACCACCACCGCUCAACCUGCACAAUGCCCGUCCAAUGUCUAUGGCCACAACAAGCUCUUACAUCCCCUCCACUUACACACCCGCCAUGACCACCAACGCCUCAAUGGUAAAUCUUUCUACAACAGGCUCAGUAUUCAACUCAGCUCGCAAAUCCUCCCGUCUCGCCUCCCUCGUAACAUCCACCAAAGCCAGUCUCUCCGCCCGCACAUCCUCCUUCUCAGCAAGCAGCACGCACUCGUUCCUCGACUCAGAUCCCUUCGCCCAAUCAAGCACACACACAAAUCCACCUCUCACACCCACGGACAUGUACACGCCCAUCACACCCAAAACACCAACCAGCCAGUCAGCGUGGAAGAAAUCCAUCUCGCGGACACUGUCCAAAGCCGCACGCAAGCCAAGUCUUCAAAAGAUCAAUCUCGCGUAUAACACCUCCCUCUCAAACACCAAUACCAAUUUCCAACGAGCGUCCACAAUGUCCAGCUCCACAAUGCCGCCCCUCUCUCGAAUAACAUCCAAUCCCGAACCCACAACACCCAAACUCCUCGACGACAAUAAGUCGUUCGACUCGAAUACGGAACCCAGCGAAAGGAUAAUUGAAGUACCCGUCCGCCGCGCAGAGACUAUGCCAGUGACGCCCAGCCCCAGAGAAGCACCAAUGCAAUAUCAGGAGCUGAUGAAGAACCGUGUGCCGCCUCCUAUCCCGGAAAACACUGCACAACAGCAGCCAAGAGAGGGCAGGAAAAGCUUCAGUCUGGGCAUGGGGCUGGGCAGGAAGAAGAGUCUGAAGAGAUGA